Molecule: messenger RNA, 231 nt
Organism: Strongylus vulgaris
Lineage: Eukaryota; Metazoa; Nematoda; Chromadorea; Rhabditida; Strongylidae
Source: the annotation of a GenBank genome assembly
AUGACUUUUGAUUCGGAAGCUGCCGAUGACAAUCCAGUGACUGUCCGUUUCCAUUGUAACGGAAACUGUUGUGAUCACCACGAAUGGUGUCGUUUUUGGGCUUCCGUUGGUGAAUGCAAGAGGGGAUGGGGGUUCCAAAAGCCAGUCCUCGGUAGUAUAGUGGUGAGUAUCCGCGUCUGUCACAUGGGAGACCCGGCUUCAAUUCCCGGCCGGGGAGAAGAACUCUCGUAG